This is a messenger RNA of Ilex paraguariensis (yerba mate), 2009 nucleotides long. The record is from the annotation of a GenBank genome assembly. NCBI's taxonomy places the organism in Eukaryota, Viridiplantae, Streptophyta, Magnoliopsida, Aquifoliales, Aquifoliaceae.
UCCGCUCUACCUUCGUCCUCAUUCCAGUUAUCUCUGGAAGUAGAAAUGGAUAGAACAACCCAUUUGAGGUCCUCUUUUGUCUUGCCGCUGAUAAAAACAGUCUCACCUCUCUCCUCUGCCCCUCAACCACCAAUCUCCUCUCGUCUCUCACUCCCAACAACCUCAUCAUCAUCUCUCUCUCUCUCUAGAAUCCACCAUUCCACUCCUCCCUUGAGCCAAACCCCCAUGGCAAUUUCGGCAGCCACAACCACAGCUUCUUCAAAGCUCAUAUGUCCAUGCUCUCCCUCCACUAAUCCCUCCCUACCACUCUCAAACCCCAUUUUUUGUACAAAUCUCACCAGGGUAAUACUCUCGUCUUCCUUUAUCAACAACGCUUCUAGCAUUUGCUUGCAUAAGCACCUCUCCACUACCACCCUCCACAAUCACCGCCGUGCCUUCACCGUUCGCGCCGCCCGUGGAAAAUUCGAGCGCAAAAAACCCCAUGUCAAUAUUGGGACUAUCGGCCAUGUAGACCACGGCAAGACCACUCUCACUGCAGCUCUUACCAUGGCCUUGGCUUCCUUGGGCGGCUCCGCCCCCAAGAAAUACGACGAAAUUGAUGCCGCCCCAGAGGAAAGAGCCCGUGGAAUCACCAUUAACACCGCCACCGUAGAGUACGAGACCGAGAACCGCCACUACGCCCACGUGGAUUGCCCGGGACACGCCGACUAUGUCAAGAACAUGAUUACCGGAGCUGCCCAGAUGGAUGGUGCGAUUCUUGUUGUUUCUGGGGCGGAUGGUCCAAUGCCACAAACCAAAGAGCACAUUCUACUAGCCAAACAGGUGGGUGUUCCCAAUAUGGUCGUGUUUUUGAACAAACAAGAUCAAGUUGAUGACGAAGAGUUGCUACAAUUGGUCGAAUUGGAGGUGAGAGAACUUCUUUCUUCUUAUGAAUUUCCUGGCGAUGAUAUUCCGAUUAUUUCUGGUUCUGCACUUUUAGCUUUGGAGGCUUUAAUGAGUAAUCCAAGUAUUAAGCGUGGUGAUAACCAAUGGGUUGAUAAAAUUUAUGAGCUUAUGGAUGCUGUUGAUAGUUAUAUUCCGAUACCGCAAAGACAGACAGAGUUGCCGUUUUUGCUAGCUAUAGAAGAUGUGUUUUCGAUUACGGGUCGUGGGACUGUGGCCACAGGGAGGGUUGAGAGAGGGACAAUUAAGGUUGGGGAUACAGUUGAUAUUGUGGGGUUGAAGGAUACUAGGAGCACUACUGUGACUGGAGUGGAAAUGUUUCAGAAGAUUCUAGAUGAGGCGAUGGCUGGGGAUAAUGUUGGGUUGUUGUUGAGAGGUAUUCAGAAGGUAGAUAUUCAGAGAGGGAUGGUGUUGGCAAAGCCGGGGACAAUUACCCCACAUACAAAGUUUGAGGCAAUUGUGUAUGUGUUGAAGAAGGAAGAGGGUGGGAGGCACUCACCAUUUUUCGCAGGGUAUAGACCUCAGUUUUACAUGAGAACUACUGAUGUGACUGGAAAGGUGACUUCUAUCAUGAAUGAUAAGGAUGAAGAGUCAAAGAUGGUUAUGCCUGGUGACCGUGUGAAGAUGGUGGUUGAGCUUAUAAUGCCAGUGGCUUGUGAGCAGGGGAUGAGGUUUGCUAUUAGAGAAGGUGGGAAGACUGUUGGAGCUGGUGUUAUUCAGUCUAUCAUUGAAUGAUGAUCAAACUUGUGCUUCUUCAUAUGCUUUUCGCUUUUGGAUGGUCCAAAGUCCAUAUCCUUGGGGUUAUGAAAUCAAUUGUACCUUUUUUCCGCAACAUCCUGUAUCCCCUAUGUGAUAUUUUCAACAUUUUUGGUUGCUUCUUCUAUGUCCUACUGUCUAGUUGAAGAACAUACUCGUGGUGAUUGAAUGCUAGUUACUUUUUCUCUAUUGCUUCGCCUGUUGUUGAGCUACUUAUGGCCCAUUUAUCAUAGCUUUUGCUACUUGAAGAUGUGCUAACAUUUUAUUUGGUUCAUUAUGUGACUUUGUUAUACUUAUCGAUUACCAUUUGU